AAAAGGUGAGAGAGAGAGAGAGAACAGGUGAGAGAGAGAGAGAGAACAGGUGAGCAACUCCACACUGACAGCAGCACUCUCUCCACGUCCCAAUUCAAGAUCAUUCCUGCCUUUGUAAAAUGAAUCCAAUUCCAUCCAACCUCAAGUCUGAAUCCAAGAAGGCUGCAAAGAUUUUGAGAGAAUUUACAGAAAUAACUUCAAGAAAUGGACCUGAUAUAAUCAUUCCAGUUCACGUCAUAGCUAAAGCACAAGGGCUUGCUAUCCUGUCAGUGAUUAAAGCUGGGUUCUUAGUAACUGCUCGUGGGGGCAGUGGAAUUCUAGUAGGUCGUCUGCCAGAUGGAAGAUGGUCUGCUCCCUCUGCAAUAGGCAUUGCUGGUCUCGGUGGUGGCUUUGAGAUUGGAAUUGAGGUGUCUGAUUUGGUGAUAAUUCUGAAUCACAACCGUGCAGUUAAGGCCUUUGCCAAAGGAGGCAAUCUCACACUUGGUGGAAAUUUCACUGUUGCAAUUGGGCCCUUGGGCAGAAACAUGGAGGCAGAUGUUGCCCUGCGUAGUACGGCUGCAGUAUACACAUACUGCAGGUCACGUGGCUUAUUCGCUGGAAUAUCUUUAGAAGGGUCAUGUUUGAUUGAAAGGAAGGAAACCAAUCGCAAGUUUUACUGCCAGGAGAUUCGAGCAUGUGCAAUUUUGUUUGGAGAUGUGGAACCACCAUCUGUAGCUCAAGAACUCUAUGAAAUAUUGGCCACUUUUACUGAGCAAUACCAAAUCGAUGAACAGCAAGGCAAAAAGAAAAACGUAUCCAGAAUGCAACCAAAGGCUGGAGAACCCGGGAAACCUAGAUCCAGGCCACAGCGAACACGAUCAGCUGGGAAUGAAGGAUUAGGAGGAAACUCGUGGGACAACCCUUUGGUUGUGACAGCUUUACACUCAUUCGAAGGACAAGCACCAUGUGACCUGGACUUCAAAGCUGCCGACAGAAUCACUGUGACAUCUCAGACUGACUCGCAGUUUGACUGGUGGGAAGGAACAUUACGAGGAAAAAUUGGAAUUUUUCCGGCUAACUACGUAUCUCUUUCCAUGGAUUCACUGUACUGAGUCACUGUUCAAUAGAGAGACAAUUAUCAGCACCUCUUAGGAACUGUCAGCAAACAGUCCAAAUAAUGGGUCAACACACAAACUACAACACGCUAACUAUUAACUUAAGAAAAUUCCAUUAAGAGUUAUGCUGUUACUGUGGUACUACACUGUGCCAAAGUUUCCCUCUCUCUGCCAUGUUCUCUAUUUCUGACUUUCUCUCUAUUGUGGAGUCCUGUAGCUCAGCGUUGAGAGCACUCACAAGCGAGUAGACUGAGGUUCGAUUCCCGGCAGGGCGAAACGUUAGGCAAGUUUCCUUACUCCACACG
Callorhinchus milii (elephant shark) is the source of this 1399-nucleotide messenger RNA. It is a transcript of the gene sh3yl1, whose product is annotated as SH3 and SYLF domain containing 1. Lineage: Eukaryota; Metazoa; Chordata; Chondrichthyes; Chimaeriformes; Callorhinchidae. The coding region runs from base 120 to 1091 and encodes 323 amino acids. Gene Ontology annotation, cellular component: ruffle membrane. The transcript is spliced from 9 exons. Gene Ontology annotation, molecular function: phosphatidylinositol binding; protein binding. The record is from RefSeq and is a predicted model, not a curated record.